Malassezia japonica is the source of this 690-nucleotide messenger RNA. RefSeq lists its product as uncharacterized. The transcript has a single exon. The record is from RefSeq and is a predicted model, not a curated record. NCBI's taxonomy places the organism in Eukaryota, Fungi, Basidiomycota, Malasseziomycetes, Malasseziales, Malasseziaceae. Gene Ontology annotation, biological process: cytoplasmic microtubule organization. Bases 1 to 690 code for a protein of 229 amino acids. Gene Ontology annotation, cellular component: microtubule plus-end; cytoplasm; nucleus. Gene Ontology annotation, molecular function: microtubule plus-end binding.
AUGGUGUCGGUGUGGGUGUAUGCGCCGGGCAUGCAGACCUAUGGCGAGCAGCGUGUGGACGUGGGGCUCGCGUACGACGCGCUCCAGGCGCGCCUCGAGCGGGUGACGGGCAUUCCGCCUGCCGAACAGGUCCUCACGCUCUUUUCCGCGAGCGACGUGCAGCACGGACAGCAAACCGGCUCGGCACGCGUGCUGCCCACGCCGCCGUGCGCUCCGGACGCCGCGCCACUGGCCUUGUGGCGCGUCGCGGACGGCAUGAUGAUCCGCGUGGACGACCGCCGGGGUGCGAUGCUCGACGGCGACGUGGAAAAGUACGAAAUGAGCGAUGCGGACUAUGCGAAGCGCACCGACUCGGUGCGCGCGUUCAAAGAGGCGCAUGGCCUCGGGCGCUUUGGGGAAAAGGCCCCGGAGCCGGUGCGCGACGACCUCGUCGUCGGCGCGCGCUGCAGCGUCGCGCGCGACGAGUCGUUCGGCCGCCGCGGCACGAUUGCGUAUGUCGGCAGCGCGUCCUUUGCGCCAGGCCCGUGGGUCGGCGUCGUGUACGACGAACCGGUGGGCAAGAACGACGGGAGCGUGCAAGCCGUGCGCUACUUUACGUGCGCGCCGCAGUGCGGCGGCAUGGUGCGCCCGGCCAUGGUCACCGUCGGCGACUUUCCGCCGGAAAUAGACUGGAGCGAUGAGGAGCUAUAG